CUCGUCGGUGGCAGAAACCCACAGAAUCAGAUAAAAGGAAGAAAGGUUGUUGUCUCGUCUGCGCUCUACUCUACUCGAUCACUCACUCAAGCUAUCACUGUGUCAAUUCAGCUCAGUGGCAGAUAUGGAAUCAUCAGCUUUGUUAUACAAUCAGCUCAAGACAGCAGAGCCGUUUUUCUUAUUAGCGGGUCCAAAUGUGAUUGAAUCCGAGGAGCACAUUUUCCGAAUGGCCAAGCACAUAAAGACUAUUGCGACAAAAGUUGGAUUGCCACUGGUGUUCAAGUCAAGCUUUGACAAAGCUAACCGUACAUCCUCAAAAUCAUUCCGGGGCCCUGGCAUGGCUGAAGGGUUAAAGAUCCUUGAGAAGGUUAAAAUAGCUUAUGACCUCCCUAUAGUCACAGAUGUACACGAAUCUAUACAGUGCGAAGAAGUUGGCAAAGUUGCAGAUAUCAUUCAGAUUCCUGCAUUUUUAUGCCGUCAGACAGAUCUUCUAGUUGCAGCAGCCAAGACUGGAAAGAUUGUCAAUAUUAAGAAGGGUCAAUUCUGUGCUCCUUCUGUCAUGGUAAAUUCUGCUGAGAAGAUUAGACUGGCAGGAAAUCCAAAUGUGAUGGUUUGUGAGAGGGGAACUAUGUUCGGUUAUAAUGAUUUAAUUGUUGAUCCGCGUAAUUUGGAGUGGAUCAGAGAAGCUAAUUGUCCUGUUGUUGCUGAUGUUACACAUGCAUUGCAACAGCCUGCUGGGAGAAAGUUGGAUGACGGAGGUGUUGCCAGUGGUGGUCUUCGUGAAUUGAUACCAUGUAUUGCAAGGACAGCAGUUGCUGUUGGGGUGGAUGGAAUUUUCAUGGAGGUACAUGAUGAUCCUUCUAAUGCGCCAGUUGAUGGUCCAACCCAAUGGCCGUUGCGCCAUUUGGAGGAACUACUGGUAGAGCUUAUUGCAAUUGCUAGGGUAAGCAAGGGGAAGCAACACUUCAACAUUGAUCUCUCACCCUAUCGUGAUUAGAAGACUGAUGCUACUUCGAUGGUGUUUUAUCUGUGUCCGAGUGCUCUUUGUUAAAGAUAUGACUAGCUUUGUGAGAAAAAUUACAUUUUGCUAGCACUUCGAAGCAUUCAGACAGGGAUCAUAUAAAUGUGAGAUGGUUGCCAAAAUUGGGCUUUCUGCUCAUCUAUUUAUCAUUGUAUUCUUGAAUUCGUUAGUAGAGCAACCAUUACCUUGAUCCAAAGAAAUUGUUUAUAUUGGUUUACUAUUCGUUCUUCAUUUUUUAUUGUAUACUCAGUAACUAUAUGAGAUCAAGACCUUGGGGUGCUGCCUCUAUAGAUUAUAGAAUUUGUUUUCUUGUAUUAAUCUGCGAUGUUUGUAUCGAAUCAUCAGUAAUGAUGGGGCUUGGACACUCCAUAACAUUGAUAUAGAAAGGAUUGACGCAAUUGUGGCAA
Rosa chinensis is the source of this 1428-nucleotide messenger RNA. RefSeq names its product 2-dehydro-3-deoxyphosphooctonate aldolase 1. NCBI's taxonomy places the organism in Eukaryota, Viridiplantae, Streptophyta, Magnoliopsida, Rosales, Rosaceae. Gene Ontology annotation, biological process: monosaccharide biosynthetic process. Bases 125 to 997 code for a protein of 290 amino acids. Gene Ontology annotation, cellular component: cytoplasm; cytosol. Gene Ontology annotation, molecular function: 3-deoxy-8-phosphooctulonate synthase activity. The record is from RefSeq and is a predicted model, not a curated record. The transcript has 15 exons.